AUGAAUGGUGAGUACAUUCAAAUUGGAAAGGAGGCCAUCUUGCUGAAGGAAAGGAAAAUAAUCAAGGAGUUCACAGACAGUACAUCAAGUCACAGCCUGUCUGGAGCAGGAGGGUAUGUGAAUUCUGCAGCGUCCACCACUGAGUUCACAAUAUUCCCUCCAGUACACACAGCUUCCGCCGCUACUUCUUCAUCCAACCAGCUGUCAGUUCCUGGAGACAGAUCCUCUGUCGUGCGGUUUGAGCCUCUUCCAGACAUCCGCCACUCGCAGCCUCAUAGUAGACGCCCCGCAGCGUUCAACAAUGCGGUCACCCACGGACUGUCCUCACGGGACUGGUUUCAAGAACCUCAUGUCAACUUCCCAAGACAACAGCUGAAAUACCUGCGUGAGUUGGGUCAUGGCUGGUUUGGAAGAGUGGUCGAAGGGGAAGCCCAAGGCAUUGUUCCUGAACAGAAAACCAGUAAAGUGGUGGUGAAGAUCCUUCAUGAAGAUGCAACAACAACUGACCAGAUGUAUUUCUUGCAUGAAGCGAAGCCAUACCGGGAACUGGACCAUCCAAACAUUCUUAAACUGCUAGGCCGUUGCUUGGAAACAGAUCCAUUCCUAGUUUUACUAGAGGCAUGCCCCAGUGGUGACCUCAAGACUUUCCUUUCGCAGAAUACUGCCACAGCGGAGGCUCUGAACCAGCAGGGAAUCACUUUACAGAUGUGUUGCAACAUUUCAUCAGGCUUGCUGCAUAUGCACAGGAAUGGAUUUGUACAUACAGAUCUGGCCGCCCGCAACUGCCUUGUAACACCAGAUUUAUCAGUCAAAAUUGGUGACUAUGGAACUAGCAUUGAAACAUUUAAGGAAGAUUACUACUGUGCUGGUGAAGUGGCACUACCAAUCCGGUGGUGUGCACCAGAGACACUGCACUGCACAGAAACCACUAUCGAAACAAAAGAGGUGACAGCCAGUGCAAAUGUUUGGAGCCUGGGCGUAGUGCUCUGGGAAGUCUGCGAAUUUGGGAAGUUGCCAUAUUCAGAUCUGAGUGAUGAUGAGGUCAUAGUGAAAGUGCUGGGGGAGGGCACCCUGCAUCUCAAGCCACCAUCCUUGUCAUGUCCCCAGGGACAGAACCUGUACCUGCUUAUGAAACUCUGUUGGAGUUGCAUGCCGGAGCGGCCACCAUUGCUACAAGUUCACUCAAUGCUGAAUCACCUUUACGUGAGCCAAGAACAGAACGGCAAGGAUGGUGAUAGCUCAAGCCUAAAAACAGAUGAAGAUUUUGAGCACCGAUGGGAGAUGUUCAAACCGAAUUCUAUUCCAAAAACUGAUAAUCAUAUAAUUUCACCUGAGAAGAUUCCCAUUGUGCAGUCUCCAACUCAGUCUCCAGGGGAAACAAGUACCAGAAUCCUUCCAGAUGAUGACACAGUUGCACAACUGGAAGAAGGCCACACACUCCAGAGCAAAGCGUUAGUAUUACCCCCAGCUGAAUUUGAAAGUGAUAUUACAUCACGAGACUCAGGAAACCUGGUCAUGGAUGGAAUCAGCAUGACUCCUCUCACAACAUCACCCCAACCAUCAUUAGCAAGCAGUUUUGGAGGUGAGUUCUUUAUACCAACUCUUCAGCAAAGUCAUAAGUCACCAAGUCUCCAAAACCUACGUGGGUCCAUAGAUGAUCUCAGUGAAUGCACCGUUGAGGUCACAGAUGCUACAGAUUGGCAGAAAGAGGAUGAACUGGAUCGUGUUUCAGAUAGUAUGGAGAGAAAAGAGAAUGCAGGGGAAGUAUUGAAUGAGGAGGGCAGAGAAAAGGAGGUGAAAGAAAUUGUUUCACUGGAACCAGACUUUGAUUCUUGGUUGAAAGGUGUGGAAACAACCAAUGAAGAAGAUGCAAAGUUUGUUCGCAAAAUAUCUGAGGCAAUUCGAGAUCUGGAUAAUGCUUUAGCACUGGAAAAGACGUCGUCAUCUUCAUCCGAAGCUUCUAGUAAAUGUGAUUCCCAUCAGAGUCCUGCGAGAGGCGCAACUGCUGAACAGAAUGUGGUUCUGGACUUUAGACUUGGUCGUGCAGAUUCUGGUGUGUCAUCAGAUGAUAAGGAGAUGAUGUUUCAACCAGACAGUCUUCAAGAUGACAGUUUGUUGGAUAAUGUUAAGUCAACAUAUUUGGAAUAUAGGGCAACAGAUUCUGGGACUGACACUGAAGAUGAGAUAUGGAGGAGACGGAUUGAACAAGGAGAGUUCUCUGAAAAGGUGAAGGAGAAGUCUAAAUCAGUUGCAGAUCUGAUGGUUUUAACCCACAUUGAGUGCAGUGAUGGCAGUGAUUCAGAACCUCCAUCUCUAACCUGGUGUUUUGAGCGGAGUUCUGACGGCCGAGGAUCCUUCAGUACUAGAGUGAGGCCAGGUUCAUUGGGUAAAAAUGUUCCUACUACAUUUAGCAGUGAGAGUAAUGUCCACGGAGCUGUUCUGGAUGAGGAAUUCAAAGCCACGCUAAAGAAACAGAGGCAGUAUAUCAGAACGUCAAAGUCUGGGUCUGAUCCAAAUUCUUCACUACAGAGGUUUGAUGAAGCAAAGACCUCAGAUGUGCAGUCUUCUAAUCAUAACAGUAGCAGGAAUUUUUUAGUCAUUGAUGCCUCGGAAGAAACUAAUAAACAGGAUUGUGUGACUGAGAUAAUAGCAAUUAAUGGGGAAACCUCAGUGAAUGAAGUAGCAUUAUUGUGUCCCAGCAUAGCUGGUCCUGUAUUGCAUAGUGAUGUGAUAGCUAAUACAGCAGUUGUGUAUGACAAAGUAGAGAGCAAGAUUGAUGUUAAUGUUGAAAACUGUGUGUCAAGUUACAGUCAAGUGCCUGAGGAAGAUUAUAUGUUUAAUUCAAUGUUGGCAUCUAGUUGCCAGGACAAGAAACGUGAUGUAGUAAUUAGUGAAGCAAAUGACAUGUUGGGAGCAGACACUGGUUGUGCUGCAAAGUUAGGUGCUAUUCCUCAUGAAGAAACUUCAAAAAGUAUUAAUGACAAUGUGCCUCAAAAACAUGUGAUAGAAUCCACAUUAAAUAAUAUAUUUAUGUUGAAAACUGAAGCAUUGCCACAUCAGAAUGUGACCUACCAAAAUUUGUUUAGCUGUGAGCCACACAAUGUUUCUAGCAUUAGUUUAUUUGCUACGUGUGAUGAUUUUGAGGACAGUUUUGAUACAAGCACAGGUGUGAGAACUGAAGAUGAAUAUUUCAAAGGUGAAUAUAAAGAAUCAAAUUCAUCUCCUCUGUUCACAAGUGCACCUCAUCAUCCUCAUAGGAAAGUAAGAGUUACUGAUUCUUUGCAUCCUGACAUAUGUGAUUUUUCAGAUGCUAUUGACACAUUUCCAGUCGUGUCUGAUGUGGUUUCAACAUUCUCUCCAAGCAAGACAUUGAAUUCUGAAACCAGUUUCCAACGUGUAGAUAGUUCAUACAUUGACUGUGACCAUGUGUCAACUUCCGACACACUGUCAGAUUCAUUCCAUUUUUCCCCUGUGAACAUUUCUGAUGUGCAGGAGAAUGUCAGCUUUACCAAGCAAAGCCUGCAAGUACUGAAUUCUCCUUGUGAGCCGCAAAUGAUAUUUAAUUCCCUUAAUACUGCUGACAUACCUCUAGCUUCAAGCAAAAAUACAGUACCUGCCUUUAGUUUAAAGGAUAACAAACAAGGAAGUAUGGUGCAGACUACAGUUUCAGAUUUUAUUCCGUCAGUAGUUCUUGGGCCAUGUGAAGACUACACAUUAGAUUAUUUUAAGGGACUGAAAACAACAUCUGGUGAGAACACGUCAUUGAACUGUGAAGACAUAUCAUUACAUUUAGGGAACAACACUUUUACAGAUGAAAAAGUGGAAAAACCUGUUUCAGGUGAUAAACAAAAACCAUUACUUGUAGAUUACUGCAUUGACUCGUGGGACAAACAUCUUUCUGCUGCCUUCCUAGAACAUGAAGUGAAGGCUAAUUUCUUUGAUGACAUCAGCUUUAAAUCUGGAACAGACAACUUGACUGAUGAAGAUAAACCAGUGAACCACAGGCUUACCAGUACCUCAAAUAACAGCUUAGAGCCAGCCCUGUUAAAUCAUGAAACAAAAGAAAUUAAUUCUACGUUUGAAAAUGGAAUGAGAAAUACCCCUGCUCUUCUGGAAGAUCCUGAAAGUAAUGAAAAUUUGGAUCACUUACAUGUAUCAUCAAAACAUGAAAAACUGGUCAGGAAAACAAAUGUUACAAAAACUGAAGACAGUGUUCAUGAUGCAGAUAUAAUCCUUAGCUUCUUGGAAGAUGUGGGUAAAUCAACAACUGAAGAAGAAAUUUUUAAUUCUUGCCAUCCGAGAUGUUCAGUGAAUUUUGAGCAUGACCUUGAUAAUAUUGUAGUGAAUGUUACAAAUUUUGUAGAAGAUUCUCAAGUCAAUGAAAGCCAUGAUCAAACAUCUACACAUUUAAAGCAUGAGAAUGCAGACACUAAUGCCUCAGUUUCAAAAGUUGAAGAAAGCAUAGACAGUGAUAGUGAUGUAACAUGCAGCAUUGUAGAAGACAUAAAUGUGUGUGUUGCUACUCAUAUCAGUUCAAGUACUGAACCCAAUGGG
Molecule: messenger RNA, 4554 nt
Organism: Zootermopsis nevadensis
Lineage: Eukaryota; Metazoa; Arthropoda; Insecta; Blattodea; Termopsidae
Source: RefSeq, a predicted model, not a curated record